Messenger RNA from Limanda limanda (common dab), 1734 nucleotides. RefSeq names its product potassium voltage-gated channel, shaker-related subfamily, member 10a (gene kcna10a). Gene Ontology annotation, cellular component: membrane; voltage-gated potassium channel complex. The record is from RefSeq and is a predicted model, not a curated record. NCBI's taxonomy places the organism in Eukaryota, Metazoa, Chordata, Actinopteri, Pleuronectiformes, Pleuronectidae. The coding region runs from base 1 to 1734 and encodes 577 amino acids. Gene Ontology annotation, molecular function: delayed rectifier potassium channel activity; protein binding. The transcript has a single exon. Gene Ontology annotation, biological process: potassium ion transmembrane transport; protein homooligomerization.
AUGGAGGUGGCCCUGGUCGACUUUGAGAGCCUGGAUGAACUUGACGGCAGUCUUGAGGAUGAGAUGGACACCUAUGCUGAUGAGACCACAGCUCUCACUGUGGAACUACCCCCAGAGGACAACAGGUCAGGCGGCAACUACCUUCGGCGAGCUUCUCAACUUUCCUUUACACCCUCCCACCACAGUAUUGUGCCCUCCUGCAUUUGGGAAUCCAUAUCAUCUUCACCCAUUCAAGAGGCACAGACACUGGUGGUGCCCCAAUCCCCUACGAUACCAUCCCCAAGCAGGCAGGGGCGCAGUAGCUGCGCCAGCAUAAUCUCCAACUGGAAAUUGUUGCUAAGUAGUGAGGGCACUAAGGAGAGUGAGAUGAUCUUCAAUCAGCUUGCUAAGGAGUGUUGCGAAGAUUUAUUAGCCGAUAAAUCUGGGCUCGAUGAUGGAGAACAGAAAGUCAUCAUCAACAUUGCUGGUCUCCGUUUUGAGACGCAGUUCAAAACAUUGGACCAGUUUCCUGAAACUCUGCUUGGAGACCCUUUGAAGAGAAUGGAUUACUUCGAUCCAAUGAGAAAUGAGUAUUUCUUUGAUCGGAACAGACCCAGUUUUGACGGGAUCUUGUAUUACUACCAAUCAGGGGGUAAGAUCAGACGACCAGCUAAUGUUCCCCUUGAUGUGUUUGCAGAUGAAAUUGUGUUUUAUGAGCUUGGAAAUGAGGCCUUGGAGCAGUUCAGAGAAGAUGAAGGAUUUAUAAAGGAUGUUGACAUACCUCUACCUUCUAAUGACAUGUUUAAGCAAUUCUGGUUACUGUUUGAGUACCCAGAGAGCUCCAAUGCUGCCCGGGGUGUAGCACUUGUGUCUGUUUUUGUUAUUGUCAUAUCCAUCAUUAUUUUCUGCAUGGAAACUCUUCCGGAAUUUAGAGAUGACUCUGACCCAGUUGUACCCACAGUUCUACAACCUUUCAACCAAUCCAGAGGCAACACGGCUCCACCUGGUGCCAAGACCACAACCUUCACUGAUCCCUUCUUCAUCAUUGAGACCGCCUGCAUCACCUGGUUUUUCUUUGAGCUCUGUGUGAGGUUUUUGGUCUGUCCCAGCAAAAAGGAUUUUUUCCACAACCUCAUGAACAUCAUUGACAUUAUAUCCAUAAUCCCCUAUUUUGUUACUGUGAUUACAGAAAUGGUCACAACGCCAGAAGUGAACUCAGGGCAGAACAUGUCUUUGGCCAUUCUUCGUAUCAUCCGCCUUGUACGGGUGUUCCGUAUAUUUAAACUCUCACGUCACUCCAAGGGACUGCAAAUCCUGGGACAGACUCUGAAAGCCAGUAUGCGUGAGCUUGGCUUGCUCAUCUUCUUCCUCUUCAUUGGAGUCAUCCUUUUCUCCAGUGCUAUCUACUUUGCUGAGGUAGAUGAGCCUAACACACAGUUUGUCAGCAUACCUGAUGGAUUCUGGUGGGCUGUGGUUACCAUGACCACUGUGGGCUAUGGGGACAUGUGUCCCAUCACCUUGGGGGGCAAGAUGGUGGGCACCCUGUGUGCCAUCGCAGGUGUGCUGACCAUCGCGUUGCCUGUUCCUGUAAUUGUCUCUAACUUCAACUACUUCUACCACAGAGAGACAGAGGCAGAGGACAAGUUGCCUUUGAAAGAUGCUAAUGAGAAAGACAUGAAGACUGAGACAGAUAACAAGCAGGGUAGCAACACCUCGCUCAAUAUACCCAAUGGCUUCUGGCAGACAUUCAAUUAA